Phytophthora sojae is the source of this 1596-nucleotide messenger RNA. RefSeq lists its product as hypothetical. The transcript has 3 exons. Lineage: Eukaryota; Oomycota; Peronosporomycetes; Peronosporales; Peronosporaceae. The record is from RefSeq and is a predicted model, not a curated record. The annotation marks the transcript as partial.
UGGGACUCCACUCAAGUGGAGCUGCAUGGACUCUACUCGGAAGCGCGCGUGUUGGAGAUGGCCAAGUAUUCCGCCGAGACGAGCUGGCUACGGGUGAUCGCCGUGCUAUUCACCACUCCACUCCCGUGUUUAAUCGUGACAAUAGCGGUUGAUGUUCUACCGCUCGCCGAUCCGUCUGAAGGACUUGGCGCUAACAAGAUGUUCUUCGCAAGGAUAUUUUACACCUUCAUAGUGGUUUCCGUUCUCGUCGUGCAGCAGUUCCGGAUGAGUGUACCGCUACUUCCGUACCCUUUAAAGCGCAUCUUGGUCGAGUCGAUGCUUAUAUCAGCUUGCGUUGUUGGGAUUUUCUACGGAGUUGCCCAGACUAUUGGCUUCCCGGUGCCGUUCGGGCUACUGAUGAUGGUUCCGCUUUGGGCGACUCUGAUCGUGAUCGCUAUGACAGUAGCUUGGGCAAAGAAGGUGAGGGAAACGCCAGGAGCAGCGACGAUGAUUGUCAACGCCGCUAAACUGUGGGUAUGUCAAGUGUCGCUGACUUUCACGUACCCUCCGUACUUUUACAUCUUCACGACGUUGCCCAAGGGCGGGAAAACAGCGCUUGCGCUGUUGUUGCCUCUGAUCAAAUUGUUCAUGAGAAAUGUUGUGGCACGGACAGUGACUCACCUGAAGGACGAAAUGCCUGAAGUCGUGGUAUUCAACUGCGACGUCUUCAACGCGCUUUUCGUGUCUUACUGCAUGCAGAACUCGCCGACGAUUUGGAUCACGCUGGAAAUUAUGUUCUUCGAUGUAGUGAUGAUGACGUUCUCACUCCGCGGUGCAAGAAGCAGUCGUCGCUACCUGAAGGAUCUAGAGCUGAAAAUUGAACAACAACACAACUUGGAUGGUAUCAAAAGUUUUCGUGACCACAACGGGGAGGCAACUACUACGUUACGACGAGCUACUUUUCUACUGUGCCGUGCUGGUAACUUGACACCAGAAGUGACCCUGGUAUCCCGAGCUAGAAACCCCACGCGGAUAGCCCCGAGUCCUAUUCUCGUGAAUGGAGCGGCAGGAAGCAAAAUUGCUAAACAAUCUUUUGUAGCUAGGCCGAAAACUUUGGAGAAUGCGCUUGUACCAGCGCAGAAUUUGUCAUUGGAAACACAACUAGCCCCAAAUCUGGAGCAUGUUGUACACGAGUUUCCCAGACUUCAAGCACGCUAUAUCCACAAGGUCCAGAGGUUGCUCUACGCAGCAGAAUUUCUGCUUCUUCUCAACUUCGUCGAGGUCGUCAUCCCAUUGGUGUUUUCUAUCUACAUAACCUGCAUGUUUUAUCUGCCCAACGGCAACUACUAUGCUCAAAUUCACGGGAUGAACCAAACUGAGCUAGUGGAGACGCUAAAAAGUGUGCAGUUUUACUGUGGCCUCCAGAUCGCAUCACUGCUUCUGCUUUGCGUUGCACUGCACCAAAUUUUGGGACUUUCUCCUGUUCAUCAGCUCGCAUUCGUAUUGGAAAAGCAAUUCGUUGGAAUUCAGAACAAAAUGAUAUUUUGGGUGUUUUACAAUGUGCAGGCUUCGUUACAGCACAAUGGUUACGACUACACAUUCAAAUUCCCUUGGCUG